CCUGCGGUCCAAUGGGCGCCGCGGAGGGCCUGGCCCAGUGGAGGAAGUGUUGGGGCCACGGCAGGCUUUGUUCUUGGCUGAGGAGAUUAGCGGGGUGUGGGCCGCGCGGCAUGGUGGCUUUACUAUUGUCUUCGGAAAGAUCAUCAGCAAGGCGAUUCAGUGGUACCAUCAGCGACGAGGACGAGGAGUGCCGUGCGUUCCGUGGUCUUUCACUGCAAUCUGGGACACUUUUCCUAGUCAUGCCUAAGGAGCCAAUUAUUGGGUUGUCUGAAGCUGAAGGUUCUGGUGAAUCUUGCCGUGCGUUCCGUGGUCUUUCACUGCAAUCUGGGACACUUUUCCUAGUCAUGCCUAAGGAGCCAAUUAUUGGGUUGUCUGAAGCUGAAGGUUCUGGUGAAUCUUGCCGUGCGUUCCGUGGUCUUUCACUGCAAUCUGGGACACUUUUCCUAGUCAUGCCUAAGGAGCCAAUUAUUGGGUUGUCUGAAGCUGAAGGUUCUGGUGAAUCUCUUCUUGGGCAUGUAAUGAUUGUUGGCGAGAUGUGUGUUGCUCACCUGGGCCUGACCAAUGGAUUCCGGAUGGUUGUGGAUGAAGGGCCCGAGGGUGGGCAGUCUGUCUAUCGCAUACAUCUACCCAUUCUGGGUGGCCGUCAGUUAGAUUGGCCAGCUGGCUAAGGCUUUUGCACCACAGGAGUUGCUGCACUUGUACAAAUUGCCACUGAAUGGAUUUCAUCUGUUGCCUGUCAAUCUAGCAGCUUUCAGUGUGUAAUUUUUUGUGCCGUGUGUCUGUGGAAGGUAAUAAAAGCUUUGAGCAGCAGUUGCACAAUAAAGAUUUGUCAUGGGGAUAUCA
Corvus hawaiiensis (hawaiian crow) is the source of this 843-nucleotide messenger RNA. RefSeq names its product adenosine 5'-monophosphoramidase HINT2-like. Gene Ontology annotation, molecular function: hydrolase activity. Lineage: Eukaryota; Metazoa; Chordata; Aves; Passeriformes; Corvidae. Gene Ontology annotation, cellular component: nucleus; cytoplasm. Bases 12 to 668 code for a protein of 218 amino acids. The transcript has 5 exons. The record is from RefSeq and is a predicted model, not a curated record. Gene Ontology annotation, biological process: purine ribonucleotide catabolic process.